Molecule: messenger RNA, 552 nt
Organism: Geosmithia morbida
Lineage: Eukaryota; Fungi; Ascomycota; Sordariomycetes; Hypocreales; Bionectriaceae
Product: mitochondrial import inner membrane translocase subunit TIM23
Exons: 4
Coding region: 1-552 (183 amino acids)
Biological process (GO): protein import into mitochondrial matrix
Cellular component (GO): PAM complex, Tim23 associated import motor
Source: RefSeq, a predicted model, not a curated record
AUGGCCACACCAUUCAAGGCUCUCGCUCUGCGCCCUGGCGACUGCGACGACGGCGCUGUGCUGCACGACGACGACGACGACGACGACAGCCUCGUUCACGACCGCAACCCGUCCCAUCAGCCUAAGGGGCUGCGCCGACGCCGCAUCCAGGUCUUCUUCUCCAUCACCUCGAGCGCCGUCGGACUGGUCCUGGGCGUCGUGCUCCUCUCGACGGGCGUGGCCGAGCCGCUGGUCGCGCAGAUCCCGCUCGAUCCCUUCAUCUCGCUGGGCCUGCUGACAAUGACGUUUGCCGGCGCCGGAUGGCUCGUCGGCCCCAGCAUCGGCAGCCAAGUCUUUUACCUGAUGAACAGGAGCCUAAAGAACCAGAUCAACCAUAAGGAGGCUGAGUUCUUUGCCAGGAUCAGGAAGAACCGCGUCGACCCGUCAAACUCGAGUACUGCCAACCCUGUCCCUGACUUUUACGGCGAGAAGAUUCAGAGCGUCAACGGUUACAGGCAGUGGCUCAAGGAUCAGAGGGCUUUCAACAAGAAGAAGUCGGCCGAUCUCAUAUAG